UGGUCUAGUCAUUGGAUACAUGAACUGGGCUGCUUUUGUAAGACGACUAAAAAACCACGGUGUAUGUGAAAACUACUAUUUUUCAACUUGAGCAUAGUAGUAAACUAAAAAACAGCUGCCACAGCAGGUACUCUUAACAUGGGGCCUCCUACAAGGUGAUUACCAUAUUAAACCGUUAAUCAGCCUUUCAGAAUUUGAUGUUGAUUACACCCAAAGUUUGUAAUAUUAUUGAUAUUAAGAAAUAAAUGUUAAUUAAUAAGGAUGACUGCCUUGAAAGGAAAAGUAAAUAAAUCUGUCUAAGUGCAACAACAUAAGACAAAUGAAUGUUAGUAAAAAGUGAAGGUGAUGUUUUUAUGCAUAAAUUAAGAAUUUUGCUGCAGUAGACUUCUCUAAAUAAUUCAAAAUUACUUUCGUAAUUACAACAUAAGCGUGAAUUACAGGUGCAACACAUUAAUAACGCUCUCUUUCAUUUAAUUAAUUGUUAUGCAAGCAAAAAAAAUUGUAGAAGUGUAACAGUGUUCGUGUCUGUAAAUGGCGUUCCUACAUAUUGGUAAAGUAUUUUUUUUUAUAAAAAAAAUUCUCUGAGUUUGCGCUUUUUCGCUUUGGAAUAAGCUAUGAAAAUCGGUCAAGCGACUCGCAACACUCUGGAAAUAGGCCAGAGAGAAAAAAAUAAGAAUACCUACAUUAUAGGUACCUACACACAAAUAUUUUCGGGAUCCGUUUUUGUUUCACCCGAAAUAAAAUCAUUCUAAGACAGGAAUCUAUUGUUAACGACGUGAAGCGACAGUAAGGUAAGUAGGUACAACGUAAUGAGGUGUCAGACAUGCUACAUUAAUACUAAAUUCUAGGCACAAACUAUGCCGCAUCGCGUCGCUUCGGUUACUAAGUAGGUACGUUACCUUACAAAUUCUUGCGGCAUCAACAAUCAUAAUAAAUAUUACAUGCAAUUGUUUUUAACAUAAUAACAAUUCAAGGUGCCCAAUUUUGUAAUUAUAUCAUGGUACGGUAAUUGUUCGUAAUUACCGAGCCCGCUUAUCAUACCUGGCCUAAUUUACCGUCACCUGCAAUAGUUUUAUUGCAAAAUCUAAAAAGGAGACAAUUCUAAUAAACCUUAAUUUAUGUAGGUAUUAACAAUAUGGAACCGAAUUCCUUACAUUAGGCAGUUAUGAUUUGUAUUAGAUAAUUUAAUAAGAUAAAUUCAAAUUGAAUUUAAACUGUCACAGAAAUAGGAAAAGCCUACCUACAUUACCUAUCGGCGUUGCCUUAGAACUUAAAAAAGGACUUGUUUUCAGUAAAAAAAUCCAAUGUCUCGUAAUCUCCAAUCCAAUCCAAUCUCUUUUCCACUCAAUAUUAUUUAAAGAAACAUAAAACAAUUUUUACAGCAGCUCGACUCGAGUUUAUUCAAAGCAAACAGGAUUUAAAGAAAGAACCUUUCUAUCGGAUCAACUGCUCAACACGCACCCCUCCUCCGUCGUAAUUUAGCUGUAACACUAACUGUCCCUACUUUACAUAAUAAACUUAUAAGAGAGACACGCGUUGUCUUAUUAAGAUUUUAAAAUUGAAAUAACUCAAAACGCAAACAUCAUUAACAUCACCCAAAAACCUGUUCCACAUAGUACUAAAAUGUAUGUAAGGCCAGAAGCCGGCAGCAUACGAACGCGCAUUAUUUGGAAGCAAGUCAUUGAAACUGAGCGUCCGCUACACUACAACAAUAAAUAAAUAAAAUAAAAUUGUGACCGGGCAGUGAAAACGAACUAAGGAAGACCCAAAACACGAUAUAGUGGCAGAAAAAAAAAAACAUUGAGUGUUAUUUUUUAAAUAAUGACGAACAGAAGUUUGGAUAUCGUGGUGUUGGGAGCGACUGGUUAUACGGGAAAAUUUGUAGUGAAAUAUCUGGCGAAUUUAACAAAAGAAAAAUAUUGGGAUGUGACAUGGGGCAUAUCGGGUCGCUCUAAGCAAAAAAUUGAAAAAUUACUUGCAGAGCUCAACAAUACUGGCUUAGAUUUGAAAAACAUUCCUAUAAUGGAGUGCGACGUUGAAAAUGAAGAGUCUUUAAAGAAAGUUCUGCAAGCUGCCAAAGUAGUCAUCAAUUGUACUGGCCCUCAUUGUACCAUGAGUCCACCAAUCGUGAGGAAUUGUAUCGAAGCGGGAACACACUAUCUUGAUUUAUCAGCAGAAAUUUUCCAUAUACUGAAACUGACUCAAGACUACCACAAGGCGGCUGAGGACGCGGGUGUGUUAGUUAUCCCGGCUUGUGGACUUACAGCUCUACCUUCGGAAAUUGGCAUGAUAUAUCUACAUAGACUAUUUAAAGGUACGCUACACACAGUCGAAUGCCACGUUGCAAUAUUAAUGCCCAAGCGAUCUUACAUUCCCGGUCGAGCUUUACUGCAUAGCGGAACGUGGACAUCACUUGUUCACGUUUUGGACACUUUUAAGGAACAUGAGGCUCUGUUCCGCGAGAUGUAUCCACCCUUGGAGCCAGAGCCCGCAGAAAUGAAAAGGUCAUUCUUUCAUCGGUUCAACGGGAAAACCUGGUUUCCAUAUCCAGGCUGCGAAUCAAAUGUAGCCGAGAUGUCCCAAAGAUAUUUACUCGAGAAAACUCAAAAGAAACCAGCUCACUACAAGGUUUACACAACGCUACCCUUCCAUAUGUUCAUAGUCAUUCCGUUUAUGUUCUUAUACUAUUUGUUGAGUUCCUUCGGAUGGUUCAGAAAACUCUUGAUCAACUAUCCCAGGGUAUUUACACUUGGUUAUGCGUCAGAAAAAGGACCUACGGAGCAAAUGAGAAAAGACACGAAAUACUACUUCCAGUUCAACGGGAAGGGAUGGGAUUUGGAUGCAGAUUUGACAUCAAAACCGACGAAGUCUUUAUCUGUUAAGAUCUCUGGCAGUGAUCCGGGAUAUGAGACAACUGCAAUAGCAAUAGUUAUGAGUGCCAUUACAGUUUUGAAAGAGAGUUCCAACAUGCCGAAAGGUGGAGUAUUAACACCUGGCGCUGCUUUCUUUAGAACCGAUAUUGUUGAUAGGUUAAUGCAUGAUGAUUUUACGUUUGAAGUUUUGGAGAGUACUAAAUGAUUUUGAGUAACUAGCUAGCUAAUUGCUUAUUAUUUAUUAAAAUUGUUAUUUUAUACUGAGGGUUCGGAAACAUAUCAGGCGUAAGUCAUUUUGUCACAUAGUAUUGCUAAGUUUAAGGAACUGAAGUACUCAGCUAGAAAUAAGUGGAUGCAAAAUAAGGUAAGAUUUUCAUAAGGCUACAACAACCUACCUAAAUAAAUAUAAAAUAGCUUUUCUAUGUUAAAAGGUGUUAAAUACGUAAGAGAUUAUUGUACAAUCAAAUCUGUAAAAAACAAUAAUUACUUAAGAAGUUUACACAAAUGCUCUGUAUGUAUGUACAUGAAAACUUUAAUUACCUAUGUUAUUAAAAUGAGAAACUGUGUUUCACAAAAUCGUUUUUUAUUGUACCUUGCCUUUAUCUAUCCAUCCAG
This is a messenger RNA of Trichoplusia ni (cabbage looper), 3488 nucleotides long. RefSeq names its product saccharopine dehydrogenase-like oxidoreductase. Gene Ontology annotation, cellular component: plasma membrane; mitochondrion; lipid droplet. The transcript has 7 exons. NCBI's taxonomy places the organism in Eukaryota, Metazoa, Arthropoda, Insecta, Lepidoptera, Noctuidae. The record is from RefSeq and is a predicted model, not a curated record. Bases 1822 to 3078 code for a protein of 418 amino acids. Gene Ontology annotation, biological process: glycolipid biosynthetic process.